AAGGCUUUGUGCCUUCAACAGUUGGUGAGCCGGGAUACAAAAUUAUCAUCAAUUUGUAAUUUUCUACACCAUCGAUUCCAAUGGAAACUUAAAAAUUAUCCAAUACUUAUACAGGAUGAGUGCUGGCACAUAUUGUGAGAAUUUGUUGUCUCCCUGUGUAAUAUGUGUGGCUGAUGAGACAGGGCUGGCCCCUGUGUGGUGAUAUCCCAGAUAUAUAUAUAUAUAUAUAUAUAUACAGUACUGGUACAGAGCCUGUGGUGUCACUGGGUACAGUCGCACCCCUAUCUACUGUGGUCAGUGUUUCCUCCGGAUUUAGUUCCCCGGGAGCCUCAUCACCUGUUCUAUCUCUGUCAGUCAGAACAGAUCUAAACGGUCUUAGGCCGUUCCCGGAUUCGCCUCACAACAUGACCGAGGUUGUCCCGGGGGAGCGGACACUCAGUUCUGUGUUAAGUGACCACCCCGGGGAACUCGUACGGACCGGAAGUCCGAAUUUCGUCUGCUCAGUUUUACCAUCCCACUGGCGAUCAAACAAGACCCUCCCCGUGGCUUUUAAAGUCGUGUCUCUGGGGGAGGUCAAGGAUGGAACAAGAGUGACCAUUACUGCUGGUAAUGAUGAGAAUUAUUGCCCGGAAUUACGGAAUAGUACGGCGUACAUGAAACAUCAAGUUGCCAAAUUCAACGAUCUGCGCUUUGUAGGGAGAAGCGGUCGAGGAAAGAGUUUCUGCUUGACAAUCACAGUUUGCACGCACCCACCUCAAGUGGCCCUCUACCAAAAAGCCAUCAAGGUCACCGUUGAUGGACCACGUGACCCCAGAAGCAAAAUCAAAUACCGACAAUUUGUCUUCACAGAGCUACGUACAGACGACAGACGUAUCCACCGCCCCCUGGACCUCCCAGAGCGCAGCCCCUUUGACCCCCUUCAGAACAGUCGAUUUAGUCACUCGCUUCCCGACUGGCAGAUCCGUCGACCCAGCUCCCACAUAUCCGACACAUCCAGCAGGGUUCUCCAGCCAUCCUCCGAAACCAACGGAUACCAUUCAGAGCCAUCUGGAAAGAGAAGCAGUCCCUGGGGUACGGGAUUCGAUCCCUACCCCGUCAUCACGACGCACGCCCCCGCUUACUCACAGCCCCCACCCCUCCCUGGCACAGGCCACCAGAUCACACCACCCCCUCCCUCCAUCGACUCUCAUAUAACAGACACUCUGCUCACCGACUCGAGGCUCCCAACGCUUCACAAGGGUUCAGGACCGCAUCAUGACGUAAUGGUCACAUCUCAUUCGCAGGAGCGCCCCCUACCUGUAGUCGUACCGGACCCUCAGCGACCAGACAUAUCAGCAUUGGAACCGCGUCAUUCCGAACCGCGCAUGCCUCUGGAUUCUCAACUUCCGAUAGUGUUGCCACGUUAUCCUGAGGUCCGGUUACAGGAACACCGAAUAUCGGAGACUCGGUUCACCGAAAGUACCAGUAGACAUUUACUUACACAUUCACACAGUGUUCAGCCAUAUCAAUCCACCAAUUCCAACUUCGCCAUAUUGCGAGAAAGUCGGGACAUCAACCCUUUGCCAUUGUCCGUUUCCCACAGUAGCUAUCCCAUCAUCACGGCCCAGGACCUACUGGCCAGCAUCAACCCGGCCACCACUAUGGCCCCAUCUUACCUGCCCGGGUCCCCAUCCAGUGUGCUACCAACCAGCUUUCUCUACCCUCACCUGUAUUCAUCGCCCCCUCAAAUUUCCAAUCUCUUUCUGCCGUCAGGGGAGGUGCGAACAUACGAGAUACUCGGUCAACGAUCAUCUGAUAUUCCAAUGAGGGUAGAUCGACCUCUCACACCCUCCAGUAACAGAUUACAAAUAGAGGGACCACCACGGUCUGUGCUGCGCGACGAACAAGAAGAACAACGCAUGCGCAUGGAAACAUCAAGGAAUGGUAUACACCAUAUGGAUGUUCAUGUCUCCGAAACCAACAGAUCACCGCCUAGAUCAGCUGCAGAUAACGUAAACCCAGACUCCACGGUCUGGCGCCCGUACUGAAGUCACUAACGGUCCUGGUUUCCAAUUCCCUUAGAAUCACGCAAUUCUUGCGAUGAUGAUCUGAGGUUUAAGUCUUGUGGUAGUCAUCGUCCAGGUGAUUUGUCGACAGAAGGACGGAAACGUAGUGCUUGUUCUGGCGAAAUCUGGAGUAUUUUUCGUUAACGAAAAUAGUGGCCUAGACCACUGAUCGGUUACAGCGCCAUGAUAUUCGACGGUCAGUCAGGAUGCAAAGGAUGGGACAUGAUAAGAUUGAUAACUGAUUCUUCAGUUCAAUUGUGAAUGUAUUAAAGAACGUUUACGGUGAGAUGUUUGCUAGUGAUAUCUAUUUUGACUUGAGUUGUAACAGAAUCUGUAGCAGUCGGCAGUGUUACCGUCUAUUUCAGUUGUGAUUAAAGUUUUAGUGUGGCGAAUGUAGCAAUGGGUGUUCUUGAUCGGCCGAGUGUAGCUGAAGUUUCCGCUUUUUGGUCGGUCGAGUGUUGUGGAAGCUCUUGGUCGGUCGAGUGUAGUGGAAGCUCUUGGUUGGCCGAGUGUUGUGGAAGCUCUUGGUCGGUCGAGUGUGGCGGAAGCUCUUGGUCGGUCGAGUGUGGCGGAAGCUCUUGGUCGGUCGAGUGUAGUGGACGCUCUUGGUCGGUCGAGUGUAGUGGACGCUCUUGGUCGGUCGAGUGUAGCGGAAGCUCUUGGUCGGUCGAGUGUAGUGGAAGCUCUUGGUCGGUCGAGUGUGGCGGAAGCUCUUGGUCGGUCGAGUGUUGUGGAAGCUCUUGGUUGGCCGAGUGUUGUGGAAGCUCUUGGUCGGUCGAGUGUAGUGGACGCUCUUGGUCGGUCGAGUGUAGCGGAAGCUCUUGGUCGGUCGAGUGUAGUGGACGCUCUUGGUCGGUCGAGUGUAGUGGAAGCUCUUGGUCGGUCGAGUGUUGUGGAAGCUCUUGGUCGGUCGAGUGUGGCGGAAGCUCUUGGUCGGUCGAGUGUAGUGGAAGCUCUUGGUCGGUCGAGUGUAGUGGAAGCUCUUGGUCGGUCGAGUGUAGUGGAAGCUCUUGGUUAGCCGAGUGUAGUGGAAGCUCUUGGUCGGUCGAGUGUAGUGGAAGCUCUUGGUUGGAUGAGACGAGUGUUUGGCCAAGUGUAGUAAUGAUUUAAAGAGUAAUAAUGCGUAGUAUUUAUAGUUUUGAACAGAUUUGACGAUCGGAAGUGUAUAAGUGCUUGGGUUUUAGACAGAUUUGGAGAGUUGGUUGUUAUUAGACAGAUGUGACAAGUGUAUCAGUGCUUGGGUUUUAGACAGAUUUGGAGAGUUGGUUUUUAGACAGAUAUGACAAGUGUAUCAGUGCUUGGUUUUUGGACAGAUUUGGAGAGUUGGUUGUUUAGACAGAUGUGACAAGUGUAUUAGUGCUUGGGUUUUAGACAGAUUUGGAGAGUUGGUUGUUUAGACAGAUGUGACAAGUGUAUCAGUGCUUGGGUUUUAGACAGAUAUGACAAGUGUAUCAGUGCUUGGUUUUUGGACAGAUUUGGAGAGUUGGUUUUUAGACAGAUAUGACAAGUGUAUCAGUGCUUGGUUUUUAGACAGAUUUUAAGAGUUGGUUGUUUAGACAGAUAUGACAAGUGUAUAAAUGGUUGGUUUUUAGACAGAUAUGACAAGUGUAUCAGUGCUUGGUUUUUAGACAGAUAUCGAGAGUUGGUUCUUUUUAGACAGAUAUGAUAAGUGUAUCAGUGCUUGGUUUUUGGACAGAUUUGGAGAGUUGGUUGUUUGUGCGGGAGUAAUGAAUGUGGAUGUACCCAGCUAUUAGUAUUAUUGUAACUCAUUUUCAAGAAACUAAGCGCAAUGUAUUGGGCAGUGCCAGUAUUUGGACCACUUGUUUGGUCGGUAUUGUGAUAGGACAUGUUACGGUGUCCUUUACAUUGAAAUAUUGUAUGAAUCUAUCCUUUUAUAUUUUAUUUUUGAAGUGUAUUUUUUGUCAAAAAUGUUUUUUUAAACACAAUGACAUGUUUAUCUUACAAAGUUGUAGUUAACAAUAUUCUGCUAGUUAAAUCCGAUGUCGAUCAUAAAAUGUCGGCGACGAAAGGAUAUUCCUUGGACGAGGGAAAUUAGACUACUGUUGGUGGACUUAUAAGCAGACAACGACCUUUAAAAUGACACAAUCAAAUACAGGUAAUGUUUGAUGAUACGAGCCUUACCUGUCAUCAACGUCACUAUUGACUUCCUUUCCAAUGUCCUAAUACUACUCCAUCCGACUGAUUUUAAGGAAAUAUUCGUCUUGGUUACAAAUGGUAUAUCAUUCCUUGCCGUUUUGCCUUUUUCUCCAUUUUACACCUUUUUCUCAAAAAUGGGUAAAACGGCCUGCCUCUGUUCCCAGAAAGGUUCCCUCGAUUUUCAUAUAAUUUUAACAGUCUUGUAGCGGGUUUGUGAGUACAUACGGGAGAGUCUUCUCUCCAGCCGACUAGCAAUGACGUAGAUUUUGUAUAGCGAUUUCUUUGUACAGUUUAUAUGGAUUUCAAAGUGUCUUUAUUCCAGCUCUAGAGGUCAGGGCCUUAAACUGUGACCCGGAAGCUUUAUUUUUUUUAAAGUCAGGGUCUUUAACUUUGACCCGCCAGUUUCAAGUCAGGGUCUUUAACUUUGACCCGCCAGUUUCAAGUUGCUACACGAAUGGUGCUUUGUGUGACUUUUGAUGGAUUUCAGUCAUGCGCAGAUAAUAUUUUGUUGUUACAACGUGUUUUGUUGUCUCAAACUUGAUUUUUGAUCUCAAUUUCAUUUGUGAUUUGUUUUUGUCCUUUUUCAACGAUUUGUAUUGAUGUAUAAAUUCCAGACUUUUGCAAGUCUUUAUAUACAUGUACUCCUUAUCAUCACAUCUCCCUCUCGUUUAAAAUUGGCUGUGCCAUUGAUUUCAGAAGUUAAAUCACUUAAAUCAUUAACAAAUGUUGCAGAUUAUUCUGGUUAUGAAACGCUUCAGUAUUUCAUGAUGUCCAAUUUUAUUGAAUCAUGUCAAUGUUUUUCCUUCUGAAUUUUGAUUGCAUGGACUAUAUUUUUUAUCGUCGUAUUUUUUAUUGGUAACUACUUUAAGAGCUUAGAUCACAAUUCAUCUUCAUUGCGUCAUUUACUUGCGUCAUUUUUGGUCGGAUCAUUUUUGUUGUUCCGGAAAUCCAUGAUUGAGAGGAGAUGGUGCAUUGUGGGAAAAAUUCCAAGACAUGUCUGCCAUUGAUGUGACUGUUACCAGUCAUUACCGUUCUAUUUUUGUUUACUCUACGUACUUAUGAUAUAUUUAUGCUCCACAUGCCAUUAAAUGUCAAAUACAAAACAAGA
This is a messenger RNA of Pecten maximus, 5310 nucleotides long. RefSeq lists its product as uncharacterized. Lineage: Eukaryota; Metazoa; Mollusca; Bivalvia; Pectinida; Pectinidae. Gene Ontology annotation, cellular component: nucleus. The record is from RefSeq and is a predicted model, not a curated record. Gene Ontology annotation, biological process: regulation of DNA-templated transcription. The transcript has 6 exons. Gene Ontology annotation, molecular function: ATP binding; DNA-binding transcription factor activity, RNA polymerase II-specific; RNA polymerase II cis-regulatory region sequence-specific DNA binding. The coding region runs from base 174 to 2027 and encodes 617 amino acids.